Messenger RNA from Paramisgurnus dabryanus, 2709 nucleotides. Lineage: Eukaryota; Metazoa; Chordata; Actinopteri; Cypriniformes; Cobitidae. The record is from RefSeq and is a predicted model, not a curated record.
CACUGUCUGGAAAUUGUACAGUUGAAAUGGAUUCACCUCUGUCUUUACAGAUACAAUGUGCAGUGUGUUUGAGUGAUUUUACUGAUCCGGUGACUCUCUCUUGCGAGCACUCGUAUUGUCGACAAUGCAUCACAGGCCACAUGCAAGCCAGCCUGGGACCAAGUGCUUGUCCAGAAUGCAAAAAGCCCUAUAGCAAAGAAGACCUGAAACCAAGCCUUCUACUGAGGAACAUAACAUCGACAGUGAGAGAGCAUCUUUCUGCUGAGCGCAAAGAAGAUAAUGUGAAGAGUCCGACAUCUAAAGAUGGAGGACAAGCCCUCAAGCUUCCUGAAACAGAGCUGAUGUGUUCAGAGCAUGAUGAAAAGCUCAAACUCUUCUGUGAAACUGAUCAGAAGCUGGUGUGUGUCAUCUGUAGAGAUGGAGACAAACAUCAAGGACACAUUUUUAAACCAGUAAAAGAGUCUGCUGAGAUCACCAAGAGGGAGCUAAAGACUGCUUUAGGUUUUCUGGCCAAAGAAAACAAACAGCUGGAUUGUAUGAUCCAAGAACAGACAUCUGAGAUCACCAAAACUGAGGAGAAAUCCAAAUCCUUAAUAGCUCAGAUCUCUGCUCAGUUUGAAGAAAUGCACCAGUUCCUCCGACAGAAAGAGGAAGAGGUGAAGAAACAGUUGAAGAGAGAGGAGAGCAAACUUACUGAAAGCAUGCAGAAGAACCGGUCCAUGAUAGACACAAAGUUUAUGGAGAGCAAAAAGAAAGAAGUUGUUCUGCAGUUAUCAUUGGAGAUUAACCAACCUGAUCUCUUUCUACAGUGGUGGCAUGAAAUAGGAUUUCCUCUGACCGAGGGCAUGAAAGAUAAAGGCAGUGUGGCAUCAGAUAUUAAGUACACUUCAAAGCUGAAAGAUCUUACUGUGGUUCCUGACUCUCUCUUCCUUGGCCCCCAAGAAACUCACCUGCAGUUCUUUGUGUGGAAGCAGAUGCUGGAAUCCAUCAAACCAGUUCCUGAGAGUUUGACUUUGAAAAAUCCUGGAGAAUCUUACCUGAUCGUGUCUCCAGGGGGCGCCAGAAUCCGUCAAGCUGACAGAAUGUCUGCUCUGUUUAGAGGCUUCAAUCCCGGUACUGUUUCAGUUGAAAACUUUCAGUCUGGUCAGCACUACUGGGAGGUAGAAGUUGGGGAUAAACCAGACUGGACCGUGGGAAUCAUGAUGGGUGAAGUUAAUCUGAAAACAAAGUCAGCAGAGAGUGAGAUUCAGCUCCAUCUUAAACACAAUAAAGGAUACGUCCUGUCUUCUGAUGGACAAGAGACUCCAUUAAAAUCUCAAGACAAACCAAGGAAAAUAGGCUUGUAUCUGGACUGUACGAGAAAGCAGAUAUCUUUCUAUAAUGCUGACAACAUGUCUUUGUGGGCUCAUUGGAAAUACAGCUCAAACAAGCCUUGCUGUGUUAGUCUUGUGCCAGGUCUUUAUCUAGAUGGAGUCAACAGUGAUCCUCUCACUAUAUGUACAUAUAGGUUAGCAAACUCUAACAUGCUGCUAUAGUGAUUGAUAUAUGGAUCUUACAAUCCGAUUGUGUUUGUGUGGUAAAUUAUGUAAAUAAGUCUGUUCAAUAAUAAUUGCAAUUAAGUAAUCAGUCACUGCUGUCGAAUCACAACACACUGAACCACACAAUCAGAACUAAAUACGUAUUUCUGAAAGAGGGACUUCACAGAACAAGGAAGACAUCAACCUUUUUAGGACAGUGGUAAACAGCGGUAUAGAGAUAAGUAAAUUCUGUGAAAAAUACAAUGCUUUUUUACACGUGAAACAUAAAAAAUACGGUGCUUUUUACAUAAACAUAAACACAUGUUAUAUUGCACACUGUAAACACAAUCAAAGCUUCAAAAACACAUUUAAAACUGUCAUUUUAAACAUCAGAACUGUGAUGUGUGCAGUGUAUGUGACUUAAAGUAUAAUGCUGACUGUGCUUUUAGUGAAAGUAGUGUAAGGGAUCUCAGGUUUCGGAAGGGGAACAAAACUGCAAUCGUUCCCGGGUUUCUGACACAAUAUGUCUGAGAGCGUUGCUAGAGUACGAAUAUAUUGUAUUGCAAUAUGGAGCGUUUAAGUGUUAACACUAAAUCAAAACUAAACAACAGAUUUGUAAAUGAAAAGGUUUAAUUACAGUACUGACUUAAAGUUACAGUUGAAAUGGUUACACUAUAAAUGCAUGAAAUGGUAAAUAAUACAAACAAUUGACUGUUUCCAAUGUAUGUGAGAUAUUACCUGAUAAGAUAGAGAACAGAGAAAGAAAGAAAGUUUAGAAGAAAGAGAACUGGAACCUAGGCCUAAUGGCCUGAACCCCAGUGAAGAAGAAAGGAAAGGGAAAAGGCCAAUGCAAAAGCCAAAAAGCCAAAGCAAAAAGCCCAGAGCUCAUAAAAACAUUGAUCUUUAUCCUCUAUCUCUUGACCAUGUGACUAAACCUAACUUGAUACAUUCAAAUUGACCAAUCAGAAGAUCCCCUUUAACCCCCAAUGUACUUGACCAAACCCAACAUAAUACAUUCAAACUGACCAAUCAGAAAACCACCUAAAACCCCCACUGUAUUGGAUAAACAGUUGUGACAAUAGUCUUUGAUCACUAUCAGCAUAGGGGGCUGUGACAAGUUGUGACCAAGUAAUAAAUUCCUAUAUUUAUUUUUAAUCUUACAGUAGUGCACCUAAGGUUACUUCAGAGGGAU